AUCCAUCCACCUUCUGAUUGAAGCAGUAAGGGCGGCGGUAUUAGGGGGUAUAAAUGUGUGUGUGUGUGUGUGUGCGAGUGUGUGUGCGUCUGAAGGGUUUCGGAUUGGAGAUGCAUAAAGAAAGGGCAGUUUCGAGGAAGUGACGGACGACGCUCAGUGGUCUGGUCAGAGGAAGUUUGUUCGAUGCUUGUGCCGUGCUGUUGAAGGAAACUUUUCACUCCCGUGAGCGCCAGAAGCACCCGUGGAUCGGGACGGACGGAUCCAGCGCGGCGGAGGGAGCUUUUGUUUCCUCUCCACACUUAGCAGCACUGAGGAAUAACUUGAGGUCGGGAGAAAGAGGGGCUCGCACAGGAAUUUCACUCCCAUAACCAACCCCCCUCCCCUUUUUCCUUCUCUUCCCCGCGCCUCCUUUGAUUUCUUUCUGGGAUCCGCGAUGGGAAAGGAGCAGGAGCUUCUUGAAGCGGCGCGCACGGGAAACCUGGCUGCUGUGGAGAAGCUUUUAUCCGGGAAGCGACAGUCCGCUGGCGGAUCGUCUGGGACCGGUGGAAGCGGCAACAGCGGUGGCCACGGCGCCUCCUCUCAUCCGCUCUCCAGUCUGCUCAGUAUCUGGAGAGGCCCCAAUGUGAAUUGCGUGGACAGCACUGGAUACACCCCUCUUCACCACGCCGCCCUUAAUGGACACAGCGAGGUGGUGGAGGUGCUGCUAAGAAACGAGGCUCUGACUAACAUCGCAGACAACAAGGGCUGCUAUCCUCUCCAUCUGGCUGCGUGGAAGGGAGAUGAGCAUAUCGUAAAACUUCUCAUUCACCAAGGACCUUCACACCCCAAACUCAACGAGCAGAGCUCUGUAGACCAUAAAGAGUUCAAACGCUGUGGGCCCUUUGACCCCUAUAUUAAUGCCAAGAACAAUGACAACGAGACACCGCUGCACUGUGCUGCCCAGUACGGCCAUUCUCAGGUGGUGCGGCUGCUGCUGGAGGAACUCACUGAUCCCACCAUGAGGAAUAACAAGUUUGAGACUCCGCUGGACCUGGCGGCACUGUACGGCCGCCUGGAGGUUGUCAAACUGCUGCUCAGUGCCCAUCCUAAUCUGCUCAGCUGCAACACCAAGAAACACACACCACUACACCUGGCCUCUCGCAACGGACACUUACCCGUAGUGGAGGUGUUACUAGAUGCUGGAAUGGACAUUAACUAUGAGACAGAGAAAGGCAGUGCCCUCCAUGAAGCAGCUCUGUUUGGGAAGACUGAUGUGGUGCAGAAGCUUCUCUGUGCAGGUAUCGACGUGAACAUCGUCGACCAGAAGGGCCUGACAGCGCUGGACAUUGUCAAGGACAUGCCCUCUCAGAAAAGCAAACAGAUAGCUGCCCUGAUCCUUGGUCAUAUGACUGGAAAACCCCCUGAUAUUGACCUUCCCCCUCCACCAGUGCCUCCACCUCAGGAGAGCCCCAGCCCACGGAAAAAGGGUGACCUGGAGAAAGUCACUGAGCUAAUCUCGGGGCUGGCCCUGGGGCCCGAGGAGGAGAGCCCAUAUGAAGCUCUGUUUGAGGCCACUUCUUGCCACUCUUUAGACAGCCUCACCAGUGGGAAGUCCUCUGACAGAGACUCGGGAAGGCCUGACAGUGAAGCUGGAAAGAAAGAUCGCCUGGUUCUCUCGUCACAUCCUGGCCCUGGUAAUGAAGAGGAGGUGAGCUCAGAGGCCCUGUAUACGAGCAGCAGCGCUGAUGAGAAAAGGGAGCCAGUGGAGGAGGAGGACCACACAUAUGAGUUGUUGCUGACUGCAGAGACAAAAAUCCCACCACCACCUAGCCAUGAGCCCCACUCAUAUAAAGAUGACAGUACCACUAUACAGUCUUCCAACAGUGUCCUACCUCAGCAUAAACCCUCUGCCCCAAACGACCUCAGAGCCCCAAGUAAGACGAAAGACACCUUGCACCCUCCAGGAAGAGUGGGCCCAGGGGCGCCGGGAGAUAACUCUCAGCUCAGCCAGGACCAGGAAGCAGGUGUUCCAGAGCAGUUCACAGGCCUCCUACACGGAUCUUCUCCUGUCUUUGAGAGCCGUGAGGAGUCCUUCCGGCUUCCAGGUGUUCUGCCACCCAACCAAGACCAGCCAGAAACAAAAAAGAGGGCCAAAGCUAAAGAGGGAGUAACGGCAGCUGCUCCGCCACCUAGCCGUCCUAGCAUGGCCGCCAUCCUGACAGACUGUGAUCCAAAAGCGAUUUAUGCUACUGUGAACAAGGAGCCCAGGGACUCUGUGGCUGGUGCUGUAUCUGCUGUCAAGAUGCGCCCUCCUGGGGACCUGAAGCUGGCACGCAGCCUGUCCAAGUCUGACUCAGACUUGCUCGUGUCGCCUCCUAAUGAAGAGGAAGGAGGAUUGGGAAACCGUAGCGAGUCUGUUUCUAACUGUAGCACAGCUAAGAAGAGACUUGAGAAAUCUCCCUCUUUCACCUCAGAAUGGGAUGAGCAGACACCGGCGACUUCCGACACCCCAAAACAAAGAAGAUCUAAUUCCUCCGACAGCAUCGAGAAGAUGAUGACUAUGAUCGGUGCAGGCAUUGAUUUUUCCAGAGAUCAGCAAUACGCUACACCAGCAGGUGCUGCAGGCCGGCUGCUGGACCAGCCCGUGGGAGACUGGCUGGAACAUGUGGGUCUGCCGCAGUACGAGAGCAAACUACUCCUGAAUGGAUUCGAUGACCUUCACUACAUGGGGAGCAAUGUAAUGGAGGACCAGGACUUGAAAGAGAUUGGAAUCACAGAUCCGAGCCACAGAAAGAAGAUCCUGCACGCAGCACGUUCCUUUCCAAAGGUGAAAGCGCUGGGCUGUGACGGCAGCAACUCCCUGUCCUCCUGGCUGGAGAAUCUGGGCCUGCAUGAGUACUUGCAAAACUUCCUGUCCAGCGGCUACCGCACUCUGGACUGCGUCAGAAACCUGUGGGAGCUGGAGAUUGUCAAUGUGCUAAAAAUUAGCCUACUUGGUCACAGGAAACGCAUCAUUGCUUCCUUAGCGGAGAGGCCUUAUGAAGAGCCUCCUGUCAAACCUCCUCGUUUGUCUCAGAUCAGGUGCCAAGACCUGCCUGGAUCCCAGACUUCAUCUCCCAUGAGUCAGAUGGAGCCCUACACAGGACGCUCAAUGGACCCUCUGCUGCCUGCAGGCGAGCCAGGGAGGAAAAAAGCACAAGAAAAUGACUAUGACGUUACCCAAAGAUGUCGCAGCGAACGACACAGGCCUCCUGAGCGACAUGAAGACUGGCAACGAGAGCCCCGCCUGACCUUGCGGCCACCUAGUCUAGCAGCACCGUACGCCCCGGUUCAGAACUGGCAUCACCAACCGGAGAAACUCAUCUUUGAAUCCUGCGCUUAUGAAGCUAAUUAUCUUGGUUCCAUGCUUAUUAAGGAACUAAGGGGUACGGAGUCCACGCAGGAUGCUUGUGCCAAAAUGCGGAGGUCAACAGAGCAAAUGAGAAAAGUACCAACUAUCGUCCUUUCAAUCACAUACAAGGGUGUGAAGUUUAUCGACGCAGCCAACAAGAACAUCAUUGCAGAGCACGAGAUCCGUAACAUUUCUUGUGCAGCCCAGGACCCAGAGGACUUGUGCACAUUUGCCUACAUCACUAAGGACCUGCAGACCAGCCACCAUUACUGCCAUGUCUUCAGCACAGUAGAUGUGAACCUGACCUAUGAGAUUAUACUGACACUGGGCCAGGCGUUUGAGGUAGCAUAUCAGCUGGCUCUGCAGGCCCAGAGGACCAAACCGCACCAGAGCGUCCCAGCUGGAUCUGGAUCAGAGGUCAUUGAGACCAAGUCCAGCAAACCUGUGCCCAAACCACGAGGCAGCAUACGCAAAACAGCGGACUCUCCUCCUCCUCUCGACAGUCGUUGCUGUUACUGUUACACCUGCACCACCCACCGUCCCUCCUUCCUACCGCUGCACUCUGCCAGCCCUGCUGCCCAGGGGGACAUUGUGGACCAGGAAGGCGAUUCUCAGUCCCAGGGUAGUGCCACGUGGCUCAUGGACCCCAAGGAAUCCAAGCGCACUAUCAGCACUAAGCGACGGCCGCUCUGAGGCUUUUCACUCUGACGUUCCAACUCCUGACUUCACCGAGUGCUGAGAAAUCUGAUUUUUACCACAGCCAAGAGUGACCCACUGCACACAUCCUGUACCUGGAUGGACAUGUUUCCUGAGUAAACUGUGAAACUGAUCCUGUAAUUCUAUGCAUCAGUCGGACUGUAGCAUGUUUAUGUUCGCAGGGAUGCAGGUGUUAUUGAGGUUAAAUAAGAUCAAUUAAGGGCAAGGCUUUUUUUUUUUCUUCUUCUUCUUACGGUCAGCUGCCUGCUUAAAGCCAAAAGAGGCCAAGAUCCUAGCACUGUGAUAUGAUCCUUUUGAUGCUAAUGAAGUAAGCAUUUUGGGGUGGGGUUUCUAGAGAGGAUCAGAGGGACAGAAUAGGGCACAGAGGCAGACAUGGAUCUGCAUGUUAGUGGUCCUUGCUGCUCCAAACAGCUCAAACUAAUUCAAAAGUGGCAUGCCCUCAACUAUCAGUCAGGAUUUAAACUCAAUGCUUCGUCUGGAGUGAACUAACUACACCUAAGCACUUUCAUAAAAUCCCCAAGUUUGAAAGAAUAAGUGCAUUUUCCUCUGUCUGUCUCUUUUUCUCCUUUCACAACAAAUGCCUUCAGUGUUCAUCCUGUCAGCAUUGCCUUUUUUCCCCCCAGUCAUACCCGGUUAAUGUUUCACAGAUGCUUGGUGAAAAGAGUUAAUCAUUACGAAGGGCGUAAUCCAUCACUAUAGUGCUGUUUGUGUCCGUCGGUUUGACUUUAUUUUAACUCCACUGCUUUGUGUGCGUGUGUCUGUGUCCCUUCCCUGUAGCUGACACUGUGGCCAAUCCCAGACAGUGAGAAAAGGACAGGAAUGAGCCCUGUUGAGUGGUGGGUAGGAUGUUUUGCUGGAUCAUUGCCCCACUUCUCACCGAGCAGAUCACAUCAGCAGUCGGAUUGUGCCCGCAGUUACACACGGGCCUGGAGAAUAAGACGGAUGUAAACCUUUCGGCAACGCAACACGCUCCCCCGGUUCAUCAGACUUCUCCAACUUCAUCACCCCGCACGCACACACACACGCACCCGCCUCCAUUUAACUUCUCGACGCUUAGAAAGUGAUGGUUGUUCCGUGCGACAUUAGAGACGGAUGUAUUUGUUAUGUUGUGUGCAUUUCCCCCGAAAUGAAUCAUCACGUCCCUCACU
This is a messenger RNA of Oreochromis niloticus (Nile tilapia), 5235 nucleotides long. RefSeq names its product ankyrin repeat and SAM domain-containing protein 1A (gene anks1aa). Bases 434 to 4063 code for a protein of 1209 amino acids. Gene Ontology annotation, molecular function: ephrin receptor binding. Gene Ontology annotation, cellular component: cytosol. The record is from RefSeq and is a predicted model, not a curated record. Gene Ontology annotation, biological process: ephrin receptor signaling pathway. The transcript is spliced from 29 exons. Lineage: Eukaryota; Metazoa; Chordata; Actinopteri; Cichliformes; Cichlidae.